Messenger RNA from Verticillium dahliae VdLs.17, 2442 nucleotides. RefSeq lists its product as uncharacterized. NCBI's taxonomy places the organism in Eukaryota, Fungi, Ascomycota, Sordariomycetes, Glomerellales, Plectosphaerellaceae. Bases 1 to 2442 code for a protein of 813 amino acids. The transcript is spliced from 7 exons. Gene Ontology annotation, biological process: galactose metabolic process. Gene Ontology annotation, molecular function: nucleic acid binding. The record is from RefSeq and is a predicted model, not a curated record.
AUGGAGACCACGCAGGUUUCCCCUGGCCUUCAAAAGCCAUCAUUUGCGAAGAUCGCAGCGACUGCUUCGAAAGAAAACGCGCCCCUCACCUCAGCCCGUCGACCCGCCGCUCCUCUUGGCCAAGAACAGGCCCACCCCAUGACCAAGCAGGCCGAUACCGCCACAACGACCAAUGCCCAUGAUACUGUUGCGAAUGGGAGUUGCUCAACUACCGAAGCCGGCUCCAAAAAUGUAGGCCUGGCACCGGAGCUUGGGUCCCCAAUGAAGCCCCUCGCCCAUGACCCUGUCGCAAAUGGCCUCAAAGACGUACAGUUCGGAGCUAGGACUCCCAGCUUGGUUGUGAAUGGCAGCGGCUCGCAUCCCAUCGACCGUUUCAAGUCUGCAAUCAAAGAUGGCUCGGAUGAGUCGCAGCGCGCCGACUCCAACUCAGAGCUCGGCACCAAGCCGGCUAGUCUGGACGGCAAGAGCAUCACUUCGGGAACUACCUUUGCCCUUGAUGAAAAGGAGUCACUUCGACCUGACGACAGUGCCAGCGUCAAGGCAGCUGCAGCAGAAGAUGACGACUCCUUUUCCUUCCGAGGCCCCUUCCUUCCCAAUUCUCGAAUGGGGUCUGAUCUUGCAGCGCGGGCCAAAGGGCUUCAGAUCGGCGACCACGUUGCCACUGAGAGGAGAGCCCCCCAAGUCGUCUCUGGCUCGGUUCCCGCCGCAAACUUGACAAGUGAUCUGUCCAACUACAUGAAUGCAGUUCACGGACAGUCGCCUGACGAGAAGCUCCUGGAAGCCAUGUCCUCCCAGAAGGAUCGUCUUUUUCUAUUGAGGCUUGAAGCUGAACUCAUCAAGUUCGUACAGAACUCAAAAGAACCGUUCAUGGAUUUUCCGCCUUCCAACUCGUUUUGUAGGAUGUUAACCCACAAAUUGGCUGAUUACUACCACAUGACGCAUCAGUAUGAGCCUCGAAUCGGCUCAGUACGCAUAUUCAGGACACCGUACGCUAGGGUGCCUGAGUCUUUGGCCAGCAUUGGUGUUCCAGAGCCCUUGAGCGAGACGCCUCCUCCUGUCAUGUUACCCCGAAAAAUCAUGAGACGCGGAGAGGAUGUCGAAUCUGGUACCGUCAGCGGCGCGGUCUACAAGGUCACAUCGGAAGACGGUAGCGAUGGGAAAGAGAAGUCCGCCCUUGCCAACCAAAAGCUUUCCAGAGAACAGCGCGAAGAAGCAUACAAGCAGGCUCGUGAGCGCAUCUUUGGCAACUCGGAGAAGACGGGAGAGUCAACGCCCGAUAAUGAGGCUGAGAAUGGAAUGUCUCGCGCCAGCUCCGUUUCUGCCAAAGACAGAGCCAGCGGGGCUAAGAGGGGCAAGGUCAAUAAGCAGAGGCGAGAUGAUUCGGACAGUCUCGAUUCGAGGCAUUUAUACGGCCCAUUCGGCCCUCAGCAAUCCUGGGUACAACAGCCGCAGUUCUCCCCUCAUCCUGGCUCCCAGUACCCAGCACCCAUGCCGCCGACAUAUGUGAAUCAGAUGCAGACUGCGUAUACGGCGCCAGGCCAGGCGUAUCCGCCACCUGCUGUGCACUCCGGGUACCCUGCAUAUCCCAACAUGGCACCGUACCAAGCCCAACCGCCAGCGCCGCAGGCUCAGCAGCCGCCACCACCGCCACCACCACCCCCGCCACCAAUGCAGCCCACUCAACAUAGGCCUCAGAUGCUGCCGAGCCCUAACUUGUCGAGUUAUGGUGCGCCUGUGCCAGUGUCUGUGCCUACGCAGCCGGGUUGGCAGCAAGGAUUCAACGGCGGCCCAGCACCACCGAUGGUGCCGGCACCGGCGCCUGCGCCCAUGCCGGCCGCAGCCCCAAAUCCUGCGUCUUACUCACCAAGAGGCAUGUCGGCAUCCUCUGGAGUUCCAUAUGCUUAUGGCCAACUUCCAGCUCACAUGAACCCGAACGACCCGAAGAGCCAGCACCCAAUCCCCGGAAGCUACAACCGGCAUGCCUUCAACCCCAAGACGCAGUCAUUUGUACCCGGCGGGGGAAUGGCCUCCAUGCAGCAACCGCAGCCAUCGUUCAGUGCUCCUGGAUCGCACCACAACAGUCCUCAAAUCGGCUCGCCGCAUCUGUCGUAUGUCGGCUAUCAGCAGCCAGGGCCUCCCGGUCCCUACGGCGGACCGGCUGGCUAUGGUAUGGCUCGGCAAGGAUCUAACAACUCGGCGCCCUUGUACCAUGCCCCGCCUCCCCAGCACCCUCAGCACCCCCAACACAUGAUGCAGUCUAGUCCUGGCGUGCCGUACAUCCCCCCGCAACCUCCGCACCAGGCCGUUGUGCAAAACCCGAUCCAGCACCACAUUCCCAACAAGCCUGUGGCACCCCAGGGGCCGGCAGGGCAGACGUUCAGUCAUCUCCCUCAUUACGGCAACCCGGCGACGCUACCGCAAAAGCCGAAGACCGGCAUCUGA